CGUGCACACGUCUGGUCCCACUUACAGGCCCCAGCCAGCAAGAGGGGUCCCGCUCCUCUGAGUGUCUGGAGGGUCGCUACCCAGGGAGGAAAUGCCUUUCACCAGCUGCGGGAUGGGCAGCCGCAGAGGGACGGUCAUCUGGGCUCUGUGCUUCCUGCUCCUUCUCCUGGAAGCCGGGUCUGCCAAGAAUAUCUGGAAGCGGGCACUGCAUGCAAGGCUGGCUGAGAAGUCCCGCGCCGAGGAGGCGGGCGCGCCCGGCGGCCCCCGGCAGCCCCGCGCCGACCGCUGCCCGCCGCCCCCGCGGACGCUGCCCCCCGGCGCCUGCCAGGCGGCGCGCUGCCAGGCCGACUCCGAGUGCCCGCGCCACCGGCGCUGCUGCUACAACGGCUGCGCCUACGCCUGCCUGGAGGCCGUGCCGCCCCCGCCAGUUUUAGACUGGCUGGUGCAGCCGAAACCUCGCUGGCUUGGUGGCAACGGCUGGCUCCUGGAUGGCCCUGAGGAGGUGCUGCAAGCAGAGGCUUGCAGCACCACUGAGGACGGGGCAGAGCCCCUGCUCUGUCCCUCAGGCUAUGAGUGCCACAUCUUGAGCCCUGGUGACAUGGCCGAGGGCAUCCCCAACCGUGGGCAGUGCGUCAAGCAGCGCCGGCAAGCAGAUGGGCGAUUCCUACGACAUAAAUUUUACAAAGAAUAUCCAGAGGGUGACUUGAAGAAUGUGGCAGAGCCUGGGAAGGGACAACAGAGGCACUUUCAAUAAAGCAGCAACAGGCAGCCAAUUUGCAAGAAAAUUCCUCCACUUCCUGCUAAGCCUUGUAAACAGUUGGGAAAAAUGAUUGGACCCCCCAGAGAUCAUGUUCAGCUCAGCAGAGCAUGGCCCCGGAGAUCCUUAGAGACAGGACACUGGUCUUCAGUCCCAACAUGGCCCUAGGAUGGGUGACUUUGUAGGAACCACCGAACAGCUCUGGGUCCCUAUUUCACCAUCCUGGAAAUAAAGCCCUGCAGUGCCACAAGAUCUUUACCCUGGGAAGAAGCCACCGCCUUCGUGAGCAUUUUUGAAGCCGUUUUCUAAGACAAUUCAGCAUCUCAGUUGUUUUUUUUACAGAUUUCAUCCAGGUCUGAUGCUGGAAGGCAUGUACCCAUCCCAGAUGUCCUCAAAAUAACUUCGUUUAUCAUAAAAUGGAAAUGAACUUCGUUAGCCAUGCGUGAUUCAUAGUUUUGACCUGAUGAUCUUAAAUUGGAUGUGCUGAAGACUAAAUGUUAGCAGAGGGUG
This is a messenger RNA of Cynocephalus volans (Philippine flying lemur), 1267 nucleotides long. RefSeq names its product WAP four-disulfide core domain 1 (gene WFDC1). The transcript has 7 exons. Gene Ontology annotation, molecular function: peptidase inhibitor activity. The record is from RefSeq and is a predicted model, not a curated record. Gene Ontology annotation, cellular component: extracellular region. Bases 92 to 754 code for a protein of 220 amino acids. Gene Ontology annotation, biological process: regulation of cell growth. NCBI's taxonomy places the organism in Eukaryota, Metazoa, Chordata, Mammalia, Dermoptera, Cynocephalidae.